This is a messenger RNA of Lytechinus variegatus (green sea urchin), 919 nucleotides long. RefSeq lists its product as uncharacterized. Lineage: Eukaryota; Metazoa; Echinodermata; Echinoidea; Temnopleuroida; Toxopneustidae. The record is from RefSeq and is a predicted model, not a curated record. The transcript is spliced from 4 exons. Bases 1 to 534 code for a protein of 177 amino acids.
AUGAUCAGUGUUGAAGGUGGACAACAACAGCAACGAGAACCAACACUACAAUGUUUGGCGAGCGCAGACAAACAAACUUCAUUGAAUACUACGAUGGAUGAUAUUUUGAGUGACAAAUUUGUGUUGAAAUUGGCGAGAAAAAUCGAUCCUACGAAUGAUACUCCGCAGGAAUUUAGCACGUACUUAGGUUUCACUCAAGCCGAAGGUUCAUGUGCAGCAAUCGGAGGAAACAUCGUCCAAAAUCAAAGAAAAGCAUACCAGACGAUCCUCACCAAGUAUACGAUGGUACAUGGUCGCAAGGAAGACAGUGCCGUGGAACUCAUCAAGAUGCUUCUACAAAAUGAAAUGAAGGACUGUGCUGAUCUUGUCAGAGAAGAAUUAGAGAAGUUUGGGAUCACAGUUCCUUCAAAUGAAGAACUGGCUGUAGAUCAUCCAGUGUCACUUCCCACCCCUCCACGUGACAUCCCAGGCGAGGAAUUAGAAGACACUGGUGCAAAAACAAAGAUAGAAUGCGAAAAAAUGGAGACGGACUGAACGGAAAUGGAAGGUCUCUUUUGUGUGCGUGGGGGUUUAACUUAAUUCUAUUCGAUUUUUAUCUUAUCAUAUUUGAAAAUAUGAAUUUAUUAAUCUAAAUUUAUCCCAUUAUUUUUUUCCUAUUUUUUCAUUUAUUGUUCUCAGUAUAUUUAUUUUUCUUCCAUUAGAUGUCUAUAAUUUCGAUUUUUCGAAUCAAUGUGGAUUAAGAUUAACGGCAUUUACCCAAUAUGCCAAUUUCAAUUAAUAUACCUUUAUUUGCUACAUUUCAUGCAUCAUAUGUGAUUUUAUGGCUUUUCCCGGGCAAUCGUCACGGGUAUUUUUUGAAAUGUCAAUUGAGCCAUCUAUACCCCGUCUUCAUCAUCAUCAUCAUCAUCAUCAAAAUCAU